GCCAAGCCUCGUUGACUCCUUCGCCUUGUCCUGCCUACCACCCUCCCUCCUCGCCUUCCCCGAACCCGUGCCUCCGCCCUCCGCUUCACCUUCCCCUUCCCCUUCCCCCAACUCCCCUCCAUACCUCGCCGCCGGCCGCCUCCUCCCCCUCCCCCCUCCCCCCGCCGCGCCGCCCGCAGUGUGGUUGAUCAAACAGAUCAGAGGACUUUGUGCAAGGACGGACUGUGGGUUGCUUUUGGCAGCUUCAGCUAAAGGGUCGAUUGAUUGAUGAUUGAUGGCAGUUAUUGGAGCUGUGGAGGAUCUCUCGCCAGCUUUGCUCUUCCUUUGACCUAGCCAUAUGUUUGAUUGUGGUUAGAAAGCUCGAUACAUGGACAGACACAGAGAGGACUUUAAGAGGCUGGAUGAGUUUAGCCCUAGAUCAUCUGUACAAUCUGAAGCGGGAGGGAGGAGCAGCCUGAGGUUCAGCAUGCCUGCGUUUGGUUAUGAUUCGUUUAACCCACUAAGAUCAUUCAUGUCAGGGUUGAGAAAGAGUUCUGGAAGACUCAAAUCACUUAGACAGCCCAAUCCAUCUGGUGCUCCUAAGACAGCUUUUGCGGAAGAUCUUAAAUCUUUUAAGAAGAAUAUAUUUGAUCCCCAGCAAAAGUUCCUGUUGAGAAUGAAUAGAUUUUUCUUCCUGUCAUGUAUUUUCGCUGUUGCAGUUGAUCCACUCUUCUUCUUCCUACCCAUCAUCGACAACUCAAAUUGCAUCGGUAUAGAUAAGAAAUUGGCAGUGACAUCAACAGUAGUACGGACUAUUAUUGACUCUGUCUAUCUUAUCCGUGUGUUUCUUCAAUUCCGCACUGCUUAUGUUGCUCCAUCUUCUCGAGUGUUUGGAAGUGGCGAGCUUGUGAUCGAUCCAGCGCUAAUUGCGAUGCGUUACAUUAAAACUUACUUUGUAAUGGACUUCUUUGCACUGUUACCACUUCCACAGAUUGUUGUUUGGAGGUAUCUCCACAGUUCUGAUGGUCCAGACGUGCUGGCUACGAAAGAUGCAUUGGUUUGGGUUGUCCUGUGCCAAUACAUUCCAAGGUUGCUAAGGAUAUUCCCUGUGACCAAAGAUUUGAAAAGGACAGCUGGUGUUUUUAUUGAAACUGCAUGGGCUGGUGCUGGUUACUAUCUUCUCUGGUUUAUGCUUGCUGGCCACAAUGUUGGUACUCUGUGGUACUUCUUAACCAUAGAGCGCGAAGAUAGUUGCUGGCGUGUCAAUUGUGAUCCCGCAGCUGGUUGUAACACCAACUACUUGUAUUGUAAUGGCAGCCAUGUCGACAGUGACAGCUAUAAAAAUUGGAGUACGAGUACCCAAAUAUUUAACGUGUGCAAUGGCACUAAUGAUUCUUUCAAUUUUGGUAUCUAUCAGCAAGCAUUGGUGUCUGGAAUUCUUGGUCCAGGAAACUUUAUCUCUAAAAGUUGUUAUUGCUUCUGGUGGGGAUUACAAAAUCUAAGUACCCUUGGCCAAGGGUUUGUGACAAGCACAUAUCCCUGGGAGGUGUUAUUCUCUAUUGCAAUAUGCAUCCUAGGACUGAUUCUGUUUGCACUCCUCAUCGGUAACAUGCAGACCUACCUUCAAUCAGUUGCUAUACGCCUUGAAGAGAUGCGAGUUAAGAAGCGUGAUGCUGAGCAGUGGAUGCAUCACCGUUCACUGCCACCGGAAAUCAGAGAACGAGUAAGGCGGUAUGAACGAUAUAGGUGGUUGGAGACCAGAGGAGUAGAUGAAGAAAAUUUGGUUCAAACCCUUCCAAAAGACCUUAGGAGGGACAUCAAACGCCAUCUCUGUUUGGGUCUAGUAAAAAGGGUACCUUUGUUUGAGAAUAUGGAUGAAAGGCUACUUGAUGCAAUAUGUGAGCGAUUAAGACCUGCACUCUACACUGAAAAUGAAUACAUUUUGAGGGAAGGUGAUCCAGUGGAUGAGAUGCAAUUUAUUCUCCAUGGUUCCUUGGAGAGUGUGACUACUGACGGUGGCCGAAGUGGAUUCUUCAACAAGGUCCAGCUAAAGGAGGGUUCUUUCUGCGGCGACGAGUUGCUCACUUGGGCAUUGGAUCCCAAGUCUGGUGCGAACUUCCCGGUCUCGUCCAGGACAGUGAAGGCUCUUAGCGAGGUCGAGGCGUUCUCCUUGCGUGCCGAUGAGCUGAAAUUCGUGGCCAGUCAGUUCAGGAGGCUGCACAGCAGGCAAGUUCAGCACACAUUCCGGUUCUACUCCCAGCAAUGGAGAACCUGGGGAGCCUGCUUCAUCCAGGCGGCCUGGCGCCGAUACUACAAGAGGAAGAUGGCCGAGCAGCGCCGCAGGGAAGAGGAGGCCGCGAACCGCCAGAGCAGCAGCAGCAGCAGCGGCCCGAGCCUGGGAGCGACCAUCUACGCGUCCCGGUUCGCGGCCAACGCGCUCCGGGGAGUCCACCGGCUUCGGAGCAAGGCCGCUCUCCCCAUUGUGAGAGUGCCGAAGCCCUCGGAGCCAGAUUUUGGCGUCGACGACGCGGACUAACGAAAACAGACCACACUGGGAAAAAAAACCCUGUGCUAAUUAAUUAAGAUGAUACUUCAGGCGUGUAGAUUGUGUACAAAAUUCAAAAGACAGCCGCACACGACAUUCUGAUGAUGAUUGUAAAAGUUUUACUGCUCCAAGGAGCAUAGAAGAUGCAAAUGUAUAAUGCUUCAGUUUUGCUA
Hordeum vulgare subsp. vulgare (domesticated barley) is the source of this 2697-nucleotide messenger RNA. Its product is annotated as probable cyclic nucleotide-gated ion channel 5. Lineage: Eukaryota; Viridiplantae; Streptophyta; Magnoliopsida; Poales; Poaceae. The coding region runs from base 368 to 2515 and encodes 715 amino acids. The transcript is spliced from 8 exons. Gene Ontology annotation, molecular function: protein binding; voltage-gated potassium channel activity. The record is from RefSeq and is a predicted model, not a curated record. Gene Ontology annotation, biological process: transmembrane transport; potassium ion transport. Gene Ontology annotation, cellular component: membrane.